Chelonia mydas (Green sea turtle) is the source of this 1636-nucleotide messenger RNA. It is a transcript of the gene AKT1S1, whose product is annotated as AKT1 substrate 1. Gene Ontology annotation, biological process: negative regulation of protein kinase activity; neurotrophin TRK receptor signaling pathway; negative regulation of TOR signaling. Lineage: Eukaryota; Metazoa; Chordata; Testudines; Cheloniidae. Gene Ontology annotation, cellular component: cytoplasm. The record is from RefSeq and is a predicted model, not a curated record.
GGCGCGGUGUGGGGGGCGGGGCGGAACUGCUCCCGGGGUUAUAGGUCAGGGGUCAGAGGGUGACGCCGCCGUGGGCCGCGCAGUGACCCUGGGGGCUGGGACGGACAGAGGGAGGCAGGAGGCGGCGGGGGCAGGCCAGGAUGACGGGCAUGGCCGACAACCACCGGGAGAGCUGGGCGGGGCUGAUCGCGGAGGCCGAGCGGUACCGGCGCCGGACGGGGAACGAGGUGGUUCUGAUCACGGCUUACCGGGCCCCGCAGCCGGGCGGCUUCGCCUACACCCAGCACGGCUGCGGGGCCCUGGGCGACGCCACCCGCCGCUACCUGGAGGACAUCGCCGUGGUCCACAAGACCACGGCUUUUACCUAUGCCGCCCGGCCCGCACCUGCCCCCCGGCCGCCCCCCAGCCCCUACUCCCGCAGCUGCCCCCCCCAGGACCCGCCCACCAGCCCCCACUGGAUCGCGGGCGCCCAGGGAGCCCCGGCUGAGGCCGUCGGGGGGCAGGAGGAAGAGGAGAAAAACAUGCCGGCUCCCAGGGAGAUGGAGUCACCGGGGAAGCAGCAGCCCCCCAGCGACACCACGGGUCUCUUUGUGAUGGACGAGGACUCCCCCAGCCAGGACUACGAGCCCUUCUUCGAUUCGGACCCGGAGAGCACUGACGCACUCGUCCCCCGACCUGGAGAAGAUCGCGGCCAGCAUGCGGGCACUGGCCCUGCGUGGCUCCGACGGCACCGAGAUGUUCGGGGACCUGCCCCGCCCCCGCCUCAACACCGGGGACCUCCAGAAACUGCAGCGGAAGUAUUGACCUCCCCCCGCUGGGGGAGGGGCCCCGACAGCGCCCCCUCCCUUGGACACUACACCCCCCCCAAUGGCAGGGCAAGGGGGAUUUCCCCCCCCCCCCCCCCCCGCCCCGGCCCCAAACAGGCCUGUGGUGACAGAGGCUCUCUGGGACGCCGUGAGCCGGUGGAACUACCUGCCACCGCAUCUAAGCUGCGGGGGGAUAUUAGCUGACUGCUCACGCUACAGGAUCACGAGGGUUGCGGGGAGAUGAUGGGGGGGCCCUGUGUCCCUCCCCCUCCACACUCCAUCCCCUCCCACAGCAGCAGAUGUGGUGGGGAGCCCCUCCGGUCCCCCCAGCACUACAGCUACUGAGAGGGGAGCACCCCCGAUGCCCCCUCCACACACUACAGGGGACACUGCCCCCCCCCCCCCCGAAAGUGUCUUAAUAGAUUUUUGUAAGGCCCUCCGUUUGCACAUGAGCUGUUCCCCCGGAAAGGGGGGGCAGUUUCCCCAAACCCCCCUAUGGGGGGGGGGCUCUGCUGUCAGCCUCCAGGAGAGACUUCUCCCCCCUGCACCCCAGAACUGACACCCUAAUUUUUGGGGGGUGGAGGGAACUGCCCCCUCCUUUGAGAGGACAGGCAGGGGCUGGCUUUCCGAGCCCAGCCUCGGUACCUGACCCCAGAGGGUCCCUGGCCCGGACCCCCACCACCACCCCUUCUUUUGUACCAGAUGUUCAGGGGCCCUGGCCCUGCCCCUUUAUUUUUGUCCAAAGAUGAUUGGUGGGUCAGGGCGCGGGGAGCCCCGCCCCUCCAUCCCCUUGUUGGCCAAUAAAAAGAUGCCAACUUUUACCAGCUUCA